Mucor mucedo is the source of this 1196-nucleotide messenger RNA. RefSeq names its product endo-beta-D-1,4-glucanase. Bases 21 to 1091 code for a protein of 356 amino acids. Gene Ontology annotation, biological process: carbohydrate metabolic process. Gene Ontology annotation, cellular component: extracellular region. Gene Ontology annotation, molecular function: cellulose binding; cellulase activity. NCBI's taxonomy places the organism in Eukaryota, Fungi, Mucoromycota, Mucoromycetes, Mucorales, Mucoraceae. The transcript has 3 exons. The record is from RefSeq and is a predicted model, not a curated record.
GUAUUUUAUAAUAAAUAAAAAUGAAGCUUUCUCUUAGUCUCGCCUCUAUCGCCGUCGCCAUUUCUUUUGGAUCUGUCGCUGAAGCUGCUUGUUCUUCCAAGUACGGUCAAUGUGGUGGUAUUACCUGGACUGGUCCCACUUGUUGUGAAUCAGGCUCCACUUGUGUUAGCCAACCCGAGAACAAAUACUACUCUCAAUGUAUUCCCAAUGAAUUUGUCCAAAACCCUGCUACCACUCAAAAGCAAACCACUACUGUAAAGUCCUCUACAACCACUAAGGCACCCGUCACUACGAAGUCUUCUACUACUACUGUAAAGACCACUACUACCGUAAAGCCCACCACAACUGUUAAGCCCACCACCACUACUACUACUACCACUACUGUGAAGACCACCACCACUACCUCUAAGGCAGCUCAAACUACCACUCCUGCAACUAAGGGUGAUUACACUACCAUCUCCGGUGGUAGCUCUGGUUCCGGUUCCACUACCCGUUACUGGGAUUGUUGUAAGGCCUCUUGCAGUUGGCCCGGUAAGACCAACACCGUCUCUGGUCCUGUUGAUACCUGUGGUAAGAACGGUAUUAGCAUUCUUGAUGACAACACUCAAAGUGGCUGUAACGGCGGUGGUGGUUACAUGUGUAACAACAACCAACCUUGGGCUGUUAACGAUGACCUUGCUUACGGUUUUGCUGCCGCUUCUAUUGCUGGAUCCAAUGAAGCCGGUUGGUGUUGUGGAUGUUACGAACUUACUUUCACUUCUGGACCUGUCUCUGGUAAGAAGCUUGUUGUUCAAGUUACCAACACUGGUGGUGAUUUAGGUCAAAACCAUUUCGAUCUCCAAAUGCCCGGUGGUGGUGUUGGUAUGUUCGAUGGUUGCUCUUCUCAAUGGGGUGUUCCCACUAGCAACUGGGGUGCUAGAUAUGGUGGUAUCAGUUCCGUCUCCGAAUGUAACAACCUUCCUUCUCAACUUCAACCCGGUUGUAAGUGGAGAUUCAACUGGUUCAAGAACGCUGAUAACCCAUCCAUGACAUUCAAGCAAGUCACUUGUCCUGCCGAUUUGGUUUCUCGCUCUGGUUGUAGCAGAAAGUAAAUUGUUGAAGCAACAAAUUUAGAAAAUAACCCGUAUCCCCCAUAUCCCUUUUGUCAUCCUUUAAAGAAAUAAAUUAUAUCAUAUUUUUGUACUGUUAAAAAAAAA